AUGAGCUGUGAUCUUUUGAAAGCCCCUUUUACAAAACUGGUCAAGGAACGUGAAAAUAGCGUCGUGUCUUGGGCGCUGAAGACCUUGAGCAACACAACCGACUCUACCCAGUGCAACUCCGGUAAUGCAUCCGAUGACGACCGGCUAUCUCACGGCACAAACACAGAUUUGACUCGUCAGGAGCAACCGGAUAUUUCCACGACGACACCACAGGCGGGCGCGGAUGAGCCGUAUCAUGUGUUUGGAAACCGUAUGAAAUGGGUCUUGGUGGCCCAGAUUGGCGUGGCUGGCACCUUCUCUGGCUUGUCAUCCAACAUUUACUUCCCGUGCCUUAAGACAAUUACAGAGCUCAUCCAAGGCAUCGCGCCGCUCAUAUGGGGAACCCUUUCAGACAAAUUGGGCAGACGGCAGGUGUACGUUUACUCGUUCAUGGUAUAUAUUGUUGCCAACAUCGUCCUGGGCUUCUCUCCCAACUUGCCAAUCCUCUUCGCCUUCCGUGGCCUGCAGGCGUUCGGUAGCGCCUCGGUUGUCAGCAUCGGCAACGGGGUUAUUCAGGAUAUUGCACUUCCCGUCGAGCGUGGUGGUUUCAUGAGCAUUUAUCAAGCAUUACUCGCCGGCCUGAUUCUCGUCCAGAUUAUUAUUCUGCUACCUGAGACAUUGCGACUUGUGGCCGGAAACGGCUCUGUGCGCGUCAAAGGUAUCAAGUAUAAGCCUCUUUGGGAUGUUAUGUCCCAAAAGCGUCCCGACUUCGCAGACCAUGAGGAGGUUUCCAAGCCGGAGGUCAAGCUGCGGGACUUUUGGGAACCUUUGCACAUGCUUGGUGAAAUGGAUACGCUGCUGACCCUCGUAUUCGGUGGAGUUGUCUACUCGAUGUGGUCUAUGAUGACCGGCACUACGACCAUGCUGCUCGCAGAAAAGUUUGGCCUUAACGAACUCCAUAUAGGCUUUGCUUACCUGCCCAAUGGCAUUGGCACUUGUGCGGGAUCAGCCCUUGCCGGAUGGCUGAUGGACAAGGACUACAAGUCCACCGAGGCGAUUUACAAAGACACACACAGGAUUUCUGAGGACUGCAGUAUUUCGCCAAAGGCCAUACCCAUUGACUUCCCAAUCGAGAAGGCACGGUUCCGUCACGUCUUUUGGGUCACUGGGCUGCUGGCGGUCUUUUCGGCGCUAUAUGGCGCCUCAUUCUGGGAGCUGCCCAUCACUUCGCGUCCUGAGUGGAUAGCUGUCCCGCUGGCCCUGCAAUUCUUCAUCGCUGGGACAAGUAACAUGAUAUUCGCCAUCAACUCCACCCUCAUCACGGACUUGCAUCCCGGGAAAGGCGCCGGCGCCACUGCUAUUAACAAUUUGGCGAGAUGUACAAUGUCUGCCGGCGCUGUCCCCCUCGCGCACUACAUGAUCAAGAGAUUGGGGACGAGGCCAACCUUCUUCGUUCUGGCUGCCGUGGUCAUAUUUUGCAUGCCCCUGGCAAUAAUCAGUCGAGUGUUGGGAAUGAAGUGGAGGAGGAAGAGAAUGAGGAGGAUCGAAGAUCUCCAAAGCGAGUCUCGACGUGUCACCGAGACAUAA
Diaporthe citri is the source of this 1566-nucleotide messenger RNA. RefSeq lists its product as uncharacterized. Gene Ontology annotation, biological process: transmembrane transport. Lineage: Eukaryota; Fungi; Ascomycota; Sordariomycetes; Diaporthales; Diaporthaceae. The transcript has 5 exons. Gene Ontology annotation, molecular function: transmembrane transporter activity. The coding region runs from base 1 to 1566 and encodes 521 amino acids. The record is from RefSeq and is a predicted model, not a curated record.